This is a messenger RNA of Macrosiphum euphorbiae (potato aphid), 654 nucleotides long. The record is from the annotation of a GenBank genome assembly. NCBI's taxonomy places the organism in Eukaryota, Metazoa, Arthropoda, Insecta, Hemiptera, Aphididae.
AUGGCAUUCAUCAAAUCUUCAUUGGUCUUGGCCGUAGUGGCAGCCGUCGGCCGCUGCGAAGUACGCCUACUUCCCGGCGCCGCCCCAUCCCCGUACGCCUACCCAGGACUGUUGCCGUACUCGGCCGCACCCGCCGCUUACCCAUACUCGGCCGCACCAGCUGCUUACCCGUACGCCGCUUACCCAUUCAGAGCGCCGCUCUUGCCGGCCGCCUCCCGUGCCGUGGCAUCCCCGCUGCAAGCGUUCCCGGCCCCGGCCGCUCGCUUCGCCGCCGCCCCAUUCCCAGCCGCAGCCGCCGUAGCACCGUUCCCAGCCGGUGCACCGCUGGUCCGCGCCGCCGCACCGUUGCCCGUGGCCGCCGCCGCACCGUUGCCCGUGGCCGCCGCUCCUGCCGUGGCCAAGCUCGACUUCACGGACGCCUACCCGCAAUACCAGUUCGCAUACACAGUCCGAGACUCGCUGACCGGUGACGCCAAGGACCAAGAGGAAGUUCGCGACGGUGAUGUGGUCAAAGGCCGCUACAGCUUGAUCGAACCCGAUGGCAGCCGCAGGACCGUCAACUAUUACGCCGAUGACGUCAACGGAUUCAACGCUGUCGUCCAAAAGGACGUGCCAGUGGUGGCUCCAGCCGUCGCCCCUGCCGUAGUGGUAUAA